Messenger RNA from Anopheles stephensi (Asian malaria mosquito), 1603 nucleotides. RefSeq names its product elongation of very long chain fatty acids protein AAEL008004-like. The transcript is spliced from 4 exons. Bases 217 to 1224 code for a protein of 335 amino acids. Gene Ontology annotation, cellular component: endoplasmic reticulum membrane. The record is from RefSeq and is a predicted model, not a curated record. Lineage: Eukaryota; Metazoa; Arthropoda; Insecta; Diptera; Culicidae. Gene Ontology annotation, molecular function: fatty acid elongase activity. Gene Ontology annotation, biological process: sphingolipid biosynthetic process; fatty acid elongation, polyunsaturated fatty acid; very long-chain fatty acid biosynthetic process.
AAGCCCCCACCGGAGGACGCCAAUUAACGCCGGGUACUGAUUAUUCAAUUUCAACGGUCGCUUUCCCAUCCAAACAGCCGAAAAAUGGCGAUGUCACUGUGGGGUUUCGUUCCGGUACGGUGUCACUUCCUAGCUUGCGAGUGCUAUCUAACCUUCACCCUUUACGUGUAGGGUCAGUUGCGUUGCGAGCUGUUGUUUGUUAGCGGGACUUACAUUAUGUCGCUAGGGGUGAAGUUCUUCAAGCUGGCUGCUCGCACGUGUUUGAGGAAACGAAACGAACCAUCCCUACGUCCAACUAGUGGCCGGUGCUGUGGGCACGUCAGUCUUGCGCGAGAGUUGCUCCGGAGCAGUGAACCCCUUUUGCAGUUGGAAUUCUUCGCGUGCCGUGUGAUCUUCUGCAAUUACCCAACGAUGGCGCUGAUCAUACGAUCGUUCGUUAAUGGGUACAAUUUCCUGGUGGACAAGACAGAUGAAAGAGUUCUCGAUCUGCCAUUGCUGCGGUCCUUCUGGACGGUCCCACUCAUAACCGGGACGUAUCUGUACUUCGUCCUCAAUCUUGGCCCAAAGCUGAUGGCCAACCGGAAACCGUUCGAAAUGCGCAACUUGCUUAUCGUGUACAAUCUCUUUCAGGUGGCCGCAAAUGUGGCCACAUUCGUGAUGGGGUUAAACUACCUGCGCAGCUACCCGUCGUACUCGUACGUCUGUCAGCCACUGCAGCAAGAUACGAGCGCCCGGUCGAUGCUGGAGCUACGGCUCGGGUACGCUUACUUUCUGCUGAAGAUCCUCGAUCUUGCCGACACGGUGUUCUUCGUGCUGAAGAAAAAGCAAUCGCACGUGUCCUUCCUGCACGUGUACCAUCACACAAUAAUGGCCAUCUCGGUGUCGCUGUUUAUGCGCUAUCUGGCCGGCGGGCACUGCUUCAUGCUCGGCAUGCUCAACACGCUCGUGCACGCCGUCAUGUAUUUCUACUUCUUCCUGACGAUCUACCGGCCCGAGGAGACGCGCGGUGCUGCGUGGAAGCGGUACGUCACGCUGCUUCAGAUGGCGCAGUUCGCUUACCUGGUGUUCCACUUCUUCCGUCCGAUUGUGCUGGGGAUUGACUGUGGGUAUCCGCGGGCCGUGAUGUGGUUCGUGGGCCUGCAGAACAUCUUCAUGCUGCUGAUGUUUGGCGACUUCUAUCGCCGCUCGUACCUCCGGAAGCCGAAGAAAGGGCACGAAAACUAAACCCGAAGCCUUGCAAGGCUGUGUACGGGUUCUAAGCUCGAAAGACAAUGCAACUUUCAUGAAAGAACGUGUGUGUUGGUUUGUUUUUAUAUGUAUUAGGAUAUAAUACCUUUAUUCAAUAGUGUGUGUGUGUGAUCAUUGUAAACACGAUCUGCUGGAGCCGCUUGUACGCUGCCAAACCGUAUUUUGCUUGUAUUUUUCCUCUCAUAAAGUAAAGGUGGACUACCUUACACAUUUCCGUAGCUCAAGGACGCAAGGAUCCUUCAUCCUGCCGUACCGGUAGCGGUAGUAGUAAUAGUAGUAGUAGUGGUAGUAGUAGUUCCUUUGUAUGCUUUAUAUUUCUCAUUCUGCAACAGAAUGUACGGUAUAUGAAAAAAAA